AACCGGAUGUGACGCCUCGAGCCACCGAACGGGUUCAAAGAGCGGCGAGUCGGAGCCGGGCCGUGGACCAUCUAGCGGCUGGGGGAGAAUCGAUGUGAUUCCCGCAACACAGCGAGUCACUGCACGGAGGACCAGUCCACGGACUUCCCCGCCCGGGGUAGGCCUGACUUCAGGGCGUUCCGGCGCAGGGGCAGAAUAGAGCGGUUUCUCUACCCCCUUGGAGUUAUGGGUAAGAUGGCCGCCAUUACACAGCUGAGCCCAGUCCACGGGCGGACAGAUUGUGAGCUGGUGUUGGGUUUCUAAACCCUGCGAACUCACGAAACCCAGAUCCAGAGAGGUAGUGGCUGGAGACAAAACUCAGAUCCGAACUGAGUUUCGAUCCCAGUAGACAAAGAGAAACUUAUCGAAGCGGUUAUUUAAUUAGACAAACAUGCUGGAGAAACUCAGCGGGUGAGGCAGCAUCUAUGGGGCGAAGGAAAUAGAGUUGUGAGGGAGGUUAUGAAAUGAAUUAAGAAGUGCAAGUGGGUUCACUCAGUGAGAGGCCGUUCACCUGCUCUGGCUGUGGGAGAGCUUCACUCGGUUAUACCAAGAAAUGCCGUUUACCUGCUCCGAUUGUGGAAAGCGAUUUAACCGGUCAUCCAGUCUGAAGAUCCACCAGCUAAUUCACACCAAGGAGAGACCCUUCACCUGCUCCAAAUGUGGGAAGGGUUUUACACGGUCAUCCUACCUUUUGAAGCACCAGCGAGUUCACUCCAGGGAGAGCCUGUUCACCUGCUCUGAGUGCGGGAAAGGGUUCACCCGGUCAUGGGACUUUCAAAGACACCAACGACUUCACACCGGGGAGAAACCGUACGCUUGCUCCGAAUGCGGGAAGGCGUUCAGUCAAUCGUCGGACCUUCUCAUUCACAAGCGGGUGCACACCGGGGAGAGGCCAUUCACCUGCUCCGAGUGUGGCAAGGCAUUCUCUCAGUCCUCGUCCCUUAUGAAACACCAACAAAUUCACACUGGGAAAAGGCCCUACAUCUGCUCCGAAUGUGGGAAAGGAUUUACAGGGUCAUCCAAUCUGCUGGCGCACCAGCGCGUUCACACUAGAGAAAGACCAUUCUCUUGCUCUGAGUGCGGGAAGGGAUUCGCUCACUCAUCGGACCUUCAGAAACACCAUCGAAUUCACACUGGAAAAAAGCCCUUCACCUGCACUGAAUGUGGGAAGGCAUUUACAUGGUCAUCAGACAUGUUGAAGCACCAGAGGAUUCACACAAGGGAGAGGCCAUUUGUUUGCUCUGAGUGUGGGAAGCGAUUCAACUGGUCAUCCAGUCUGAAGAUCCACCAGUGGGUGCACACCGAGGAAAGACCCUUCACCUGCUCCGAGUGUGGAAAGGGAUUUACACGGUCAUCCAAACUGCUGACUCACCAGCGUUUUCACACCGGGGAGAGGCCAUUUACUUGCUCUGAAUGUGGGAAGGGGUUCACUCAAUUAUGGGACUUAAAGAGACACCAACGACUACAUACAGGGGAGAGACCAUACGCUUGCUCCGAGUGCGGGAAGGCGUUCAGUCAAUCAUCUGACCUGCUCACUCACCAGCGGGUUCACACCGGGGAGAGGCCUUUCACCUGCUCUGAGUGUGGGAAGGGAUUUGCUCAGCAUUCGUCCCUUCUGAAACACCAGCGAAUUCACACGAGGAAAAGACCCUUCACCUGCUCUGAAUGUGGGAAGGGAUUUACACAGUCGUCUGACCUGCUGGCUCAUCAGCAGGUUCACACCGGGGAGAGGCCAUUCACUUGCUCCAAGUGCGGGAAGGGGUUUGCACGGUCCUUCCACCUGCUGAGACACCAACGGACUCACACUGAAGAGACGGUUUGACUGCGGUAUAUGCAUAGGACAUCUAAACACUGCCACUGCGGAUUCACCGGCGUGUCCACAGGUGACUGCAGUGGUCAGUUCGACAGUCAGGGCUACUGUUCAUCACUUCCAAGUUUAGACUUUGGCAUUGUAGAUUGCUUUGUAGCAUUGUAGAUUUACAAACCAUAUUUAUAAUCGAUGAAGAACAGAAUCGUACAUCGUGGAGGUUCACCUGUACAAUGCACUAUUCUAUUCUUCAUCGGUUAUAAAUAUAUUUGCUCUAUUUGAACGAUCUGCGCAUGAGGAGGCUAUGAAGUGUUUAUUAGGUUACUUUAUUUUCCAAUGUUCUGUGAUGCAAUAAAAAGCUUAUGUUA
Leucoraja erinaceus (little skate) is the source of this 2214-nucleotide messenger RNA. Its product is annotated as zinc finger protein 271-like. The record is from RefSeq and is a predicted model, not a curated record. Gene Ontology annotation, molecular function: RNA polymerase II cis-regulatory region sequence-specific DNA binding; DNA-binding transcription factor activity, RNA polymerase II-specific. NCBI's taxonomy places the organism in Eukaryota, Metazoa, Chordata, Chondrichthyes, Rajiformes, Rajidae. The coding region runs from base 593 to 1861 and encodes 422 amino acids. Gene Ontology annotation, biological process: regulation of DNA-templated transcription. The transcript has a single exon.